UGGCCUUCGUCGUUUACUCCAGACAACAAUUCAAAAUUGACUCUACCCUCGCAUCUGCUGAGCUCCAUCUACGGUUCCGCCAUCAUUGCUCAAUCAUCUGCUCCGGUUUCCCGAAUAAUUGGAGCCAUUUGGGCUGUCGCCGCACCCUGGCUUCAGAUUUCCUUCUUCUUCUUCUUCUGUUGAAUUUUCAGGCUUUGUCUGGAAUGGCGCAAGGGGAUUACGCCGAUAGCUUGCUGAAUCUCGAAUCCGUGAGGAAGAGUUUGAUUCGACAAGAAGACACAAUCAUCUUCAGUUUGAUCGAGAGAGCUAAAUAUCCUCUCAAUUUGCCCUUGUAUGAUGGUGAUUUGCUCGGUUGUAAUUCCUCUAGGUCUUUGUUUGAAUUCUUUGUUAAGGAGUCGGAAGCUCUGCAAGCUAAGGCCGGACGAUACUUGUGGCCGGAAGAGAAUGCCUUUUUUCCAGAUAAUUUGCCUACUUCUCUACUGCCUCCACUCAACCAACCACCAGUUUUGCAUCCUCGGAGUGCUACCAUUAACAUAAAUGAGAAGAUAAAGAAACUGUACCUUGACUCAUUGCUACCUCUCAUCGCCGCUGAAGGAGACGACAGGAACUAUGCAGUUACUGCUGCCAGUGAUCUAAACUGCUUGCAGGCCAUAUCUCAAAGAAUUCACUUUGGAAAAUUUGUGGCCGAGGUUAAAUUCAGGGAUGAUCCUGAGGACUAUAUUCCAGCUAUACGUGCUAAGGAUAAGGAAACACUGAUGAAAUUACUGACUUUCGAAAGUGUGGAAGAGAUGGUGAAGAAACGAGUGGAGAAGAAAGCGAAGAUCUUCGGGCAGGACGUGGGAGUCGAAGAUCAUUCCAGCAGCAGCAGCUCCUACAAGGUUGAUCCAUCAGCAGUUCGUAAACUGUAUGCAGACUGGGUGAUCCCUCUAACAAAAUUGGUCGAGGUCGAGUAUCUUCUUCAACGUCUCGAUUGACCAAUCCCAAGAUUCUCCUACAGACUAAAUAAUAGACUAGUGCAUGAAUAUUGAAUAUGCCAACAGCUGAUGGCUGUCUUUGAUUCCCAAAUGCAAAGUUGUCACAAUAAUCACACACUCGUUAAUUAUUAUGCAUUUCCUCACGUGCUAAUUGUAA
Messenger RNA from Andrographis paniculata, 1131 nucleotides. RefSeq names its product chorismate mutase 2. Gene Ontology annotation, biological process: chorismate metabolic process; aromatic amino acid biosynthetic process. The transcript is spliced from 5 exons. Bases 204 to 974 code for a protein of 256 amino acids. The record is from RefSeq and is a predicted model, not a curated record. Gene Ontology annotation, cellular component: cytoplasm. Lineage: Eukaryota; Viridiplantae; Streptophyta; Magnoliopsida; Lamiales; Acanthaceae. Gene Ontology annotation, molecular function: chorismate mutase activity.